Belonocnema kinseyi is the source of this 1639-nucleotide messenger RNA. RefSeq names its product juxtaposed with another zinc finger protein 1. The transcript is spliced from 5 exons. Gene Ontology annotation, cellular component: nucleus. The record is from RefSeq and is a predicted model, not a curated record. Lineage: Eukaryota; Metazoa; Arthropoda; Insecta; Hymenoptera; Cynipidae. Bases 490 to 1191 code for a protein of 233 amino acids.
GCAGACUGCUAAUCAAGUUUCUCACCAAAAUUAGAAUCAGGAAAUUAUAGGAAGAGAUAAAACAACUCCGCGAUUUUUUCGGGUGCAGGAUUAAUUCAGAGAUGUGGAUUCUCGAGAUUGGGGGGAUUUUAAAAACCGUGGGAAUUUUAAGUGUAUAAUUCGGGAGUGAUUUUGAUUAGUGUAGUUCCCUGCCGGUUCCAGCCGGUCUUUGGUCUUGUUCUUGGUUCCUGGAGUCCGCAGUCGACAAGUUGACUGAGAUUUCGAGUAUGGCUGUGUUUAUGCUUAAUAUUUGCAAAUUCAACGACUGCGGCCUCACUUUCAAGAAUCUAGGAAGAUUGAUUCAACACAUAGAAGAAACUCAUAUCGCAUCGUCUCACGUACUUAGACUAUGAUCCUCAAGUCGUGGAGGAAAAGGAAAAACAACAACCGUCAUGCGUUCCUCUGUCCUACGUUCUGCGAUUUUUUACGGAUGCAGCAAGGAGAGAGAUUAUGAAGCCACUUCAAGUUCAAAACCGGCCCAAUAAUUGCCAUACAUCUUCUGUUCGAAUAAAAAACGACAGUCCAUCAGAAAUUGAAGGAGAUGAAGACUUUGCAAGCGAACCGGAUGAUAGCAAUGAUUCCUGGGCCACGACUGAAGAAUUUUCUACUGAUUUUAUUUUAAGAUACCGAAACAGGGGUGCAAAUCGUAGUCUUCCAACUGAAACCAGUAUCGACAAACCUUUCGCUUGCCCAGUACCAGGCUGCAAAAAAAGAUACAAAAACGUAAAUGGCAUAAAGUACCAUUCGAAAAAUGGCCACAAAAACGAUGGAAAGAUUAUACGGAAAGCUUUCAAAUGCCCAUGUGGAAAGAACUACAAAACCCAAUACGGUUUGAAAAAUCACGUCAAUGUUCAUCAUGGAAAUUCGUUGUCGAAUCUCAAGAUCCUGAGGUCAGAAAUGGAGAUCGAUCAGGAGGAAACGACUUUGGCUGAAGAAAUAAAAUUUCCUGCAAUGGAGGAUCACGUUUACGUGAAGCAAAAUCGAUCCAUGGAGAGAGACUGCGAAUCCCUGGGAAUUCUUACACCAGCGUCGACUCCACCUUUCUCAACUCAAAGUCCCACGAAGAUCGGAUCCACCGUCUACGAUCGGCAGGUUCGAUCGUACCAUAACUACUUUACCGUCCAAAAUUCCGAUCGUGAUUACAAUAACUAAAAAAUAAAUACUAGUUGUCAUUGGUGAAGGAAUUCGAGUAUGGCGUUAAUUCUGAAAGCUAGAACUAUGGAUCGUUAGAGUUAUGCAAAAGAAAAUAUUUGAAAAUCCUUUCUUUUCGCGACUUUAAUAUUUGAAGAUCAUUUUUUUUAAAUUUUGCAUGUUGAAGAGUUAAAUCAUUUGAAUUUGAAGUUUGGAAAGGUGAAUAUCAAAUAUUCUUCAUGAUUUCCCAUAGUUCUAGUCCUUAAAGAAACUGUGCACACGGCAUGGACAAGGUCCAUGUUCUCAGACCAAAGAAAAAGUCAAGCGCUCGAAUUCUCAAAAGUAAUGAAGCCUUUGUUAAGUACCUCAAAAAAAUCUAGUGACUCUAUAGUUGGUAAUUAGUGGUGUGUAUAAAAUUGUGAUAAGAGGACUGUAAAGUUUUGUAACGAAUAAAAAUGCGAAUAAGAAA